This is a messenger RNA of Zerene cesonia (dogface butterfly), 1296 nucleotides long. RefSeq names its product luciferin 4-monooxygenase-like. The record is from RefSeq and is a predicted model, not a curated record. Lineage: Eukaryota; Metazoa; Arthropoda; Insecta; Lepidoptera; Pieridae. The transcript has 10 exons. Gene Ontology annotation, biological process: long-chain fatty acid metabolic process; fatty-acyl-CoA biosynthetic process. Bases 1 to 1296 code for a protein of 431 amino acids. Gene Ontology annotation, molecular function: long-chain fatty acid-CoA ligase activity.
AUGGUUGAGCAUACUCUCCGACCAGAUUAUCACAUAGGGCAUGUAUUAGUGAAAGCAAUGCAGCAACAUUCGGCGUUGCUUUAUCAGAUUGAUGGAGCAACAGGAGAAACAGAAACAUUUGGGUCUGUUCUAAGCCGCUCUAUUCAUUUGUCCAAAUGUCUCCGUAACUUUGGUCUGAAUGUUGGUGACGUGGUGGCUGUUGGCGGAUGGAAUCACUUGGAUAUCAGCAUACCGAUUUACAGCGCCAUUUUUAAUGGCAUGAUUAGUGUUGGUGUUUCGCCAUAUUACAAAUAUCAUGAGAUUAAAGAUCUUUUCACCAUUACAAAACCAAAGAUAGCGUUCUGUGAAAGAAACUUAUUUAAAACAUACAUAAAAGUUACGGAAGACUUGAAAUUAAACACAAAAAUUGUCGCAUUUGGACAUGGAGACGAUUCAUGGUCAGAAUUCAUUGAAAAGUAUGAUGACGAUGAAGAAGAUGAAAAGUUUAAAAUUGGAACAAAUUCGUUACACUUAGCACCAGUAAACUCAAUCGGAAAUUAUCUUGUUAUGAUUUCACUACCUCUUCUAGGACAAUGCAAGGUACAAUCUUCAAUUCCCGAUGAUAUAAAUAUUGUUGUUAACAUGAUCAAUAAAUACAAGCCUAUAUCCAGCUAUCUAAAUCCACACAUGUUGGCAGAGAUAAUCAAAAGAAAAGAUCUGGUCGAUCUCACCUGCAUGAAGGAAUGCAUGAGUACUGAUUCAGACCUAUUCGAACAUAUGGGACAAACAGAAACCCUAGUAGACCCUGAAUCGGGAGACGAAGUAACAGAACCCAACGUACUUGGAGAAAUGUGGAUUAAGGGACCAUGCCUUAAGGAAUACUAUAAUGAUCCGGAAGAAACUCAGAAAGUUUUUUCUAAAGAUGGAUACGUGAAGACGGGUGAUCUUUACUACAGAGAUGAAAAUGAUUUUUAUUAUUUCAGCAAUAGAAUUAAGACCAUCAUUAAAUGGAGAGGUUGUACUGUAUUACCCGGGCAAAUUGAGGAUGUAAUUAGAACUCACGAAGGCGUUAAAGAUGUAUGUGUGGUGGGUAUUGGUCAUCCUGAGGAUGGAGAAAGACCAACAGCGUGUAUUAUACGAGAGGAAGGAUCCAAUGUAACUGCGCAGGAAAUCAAAGAUCUGGUUGUUGAAAAAUUAUCAGUGAAAAAGGAACUGCGCGGUGGAGUCGUAUUUUUCAAGGAAUUUCCAAUGACUGCAACAGGGAAAAUAGCAAGAAAAAUUAUUGUAGAUAUUGUCUCAAAUACUACGAUUGAAUAA